Messenger RNA from Brettanomyces nanus, 1038 nucleotides. RefSeq lists its product as uncharacterized. Bases 1 to 1038 code for a protein of 345 amino acids. Lineage: Eukaryota; Fungi; Ascomycota; Pichiomycetes; Pichiales; Pichiaceae. The transcript has a single exon. Gene Ontology annotation, cellular component: nuclear pore. Gene Ontology annotation, molecular function: structural constituent of nuclear pore. Gene Ontology annotation, biological process: nucleocytoplasmic transport. The record is from RefSeq and is a predicted model, not a curated record.
AUGAACAAACCUUCAGGAUUCUCUUUGACACCUUCUAACAGUACAACCCCCGGGUUUUCGUUUGGAAAGUCUGGUACUACAACCAAUACGAGUGCUAACAGUGGAGGGUUAUUUGAUAGUAAGCCUGCGAGUGGGGGUCUUUUUGGAAGUAAUACGACAUCGAGCGGAUUCAAUUUUGGCCAUGGAAAUGUUGGUGACGCUGUGAACACUGGUAACAUUGGUAACAUUGGUAACACUGGUAAUGUUGGUAACGCUGGUAACGCGGGUAACAGUGGAAACAUGCUGAAUCAGAUACCUCAACUUACUCCAAUGACCAAGGUGAGCGACCUCCCUGAGCAGUUUCAAAGACAGCUUGAAGUGCUGGACGGAUACAUACAAACACAGGUGUCGAUAUCUGAAUAUCUCAAGAAUAACGAGUCGGAACAUAGAGAAUUAAUCGAUAGUAUACCGCGUGAUAUCGAAUUCUUGGAAAAGAAAUACGUGAGUACUAACCAAGCGUUGAACAGUGAUCUCAAGUUCAUCGAAGGAUUCAAAACCAAAACUUUGGAGAGCUUCAACGAUUGGGUGGAGAGGUUGAUUAAGGUAUAUUUACAGUUGACGAAUCCGAUGAGCAGCAGUACUAGCGACCAGAAUCAGACUUCCAACUCUGCACGGAUUGUUAUUGGAGUAAAUGGAACAAGGAGUGCUGCUUCUCCAAGCGUUCAGAAGCAGAAGCAGAAAAAUGCACCUUCCUCUGAUAAGAACUCGCCCCUAAACGUGACUCAGAUCUUAAAUUCCUAUUACGCCACAAAGAUUGAUGACUUUAACGAAAACAUACACAAAUACCAAUUGGUUCUACAGGAUGUUGAGAGUUCCAUCAAUAAUUUGGAUAGAGCAUCGCUGAAUGGGGGUCCUAUGACCAUGGGAGGAAACUAUGGAUUGGAAAUGGUAAUCAGUACGUUAAGAGAGGAGUUUAUGUUGUAUGUAGAGUUGGCCAAUGAAUUUGCCGAGACUCAUCAUCGUGUCAACAGAUUUGUUGGAGGUUCCGAGGCCUUUUAA